AUAAUGAUUAUGCUCUGUUGGCUCAUAAUCCACAUUUUUAAUUAUUAAUGAUUUAUUCCUGAUAUUAUCUUGGUUGAAUUUUUUAAAUUAUAUUAUCGUUCUCUGGAUCCUUAGACACAAAUGUUUUAAUGUAUCUUUCAUUGUAAUAUGGCCAGCAGGAUUGAUAAACUUGAUUAUGUAAUUUUAGACCAACAGUUAUCUCGAUCAUUCCAUGAUCAAUUGGAGCAAACACUGAAACCAUUGGAACAAAGAUUCAGCAUAUUUAGUUUGUUCAAACCGGAAUUUCGUUUACUCUUAAAUGGAUAUAUUUAUUUACACUCAUUGGCUCGUGAUGCAUCUUCAUUGGGACAAAAGAUUUAUAAUCUUAAAACAGUUAGUAAACUGUCGGCAUCAAAUGGAAUCAUGAGUAAAUUACAACUGUACAUUUUAGGAACUUCUACAGUAUUGAUACCGUACAUAAGAGAACGAUUCUCUAGGUCCAAAUUAUUGAACAACAAGUUGGCUUAUUUCUUGGAAGAUGCUUUCAAGAUCGGAGAAUUGUUGAACUUUCUGAUUUUCCUCCAAAAAGGAUGUUACCCACAUUUAAUGUACAGAUUACUUUUCUUGGACUGUGAUCUUAUCGAAGGCAAAAAACGAAUUAGUCUUGAUAGUUAUUAUGUAAACAGAAAUCUCAUGUGGACUUCAAUUUCCGAGAUAUUAUCUUAUCUCAUACAGAUUGUGGAUUUUAAUCGAAUUGGUUUAAUUAUUCGACAGAAAGUAAUAUCGAAAUUGACUCCUUCAAAUUUAUCUAGUGAGAAGAAUCGAGAAUCAAGGGAUUAUCGAAUUUGUGCAAUUUGUGAUGAAUGGCCAAAUAAUCCACAUCAUAUUGGGUGCAAACACAUAUUUUGUUAUUUUUGUAUUCAUUCAGAUUACAUGCAAUAUGGAGGAUCUGCAUAUUCUUGUCCACAAUGUGGACAUAAAAUCUCUGAUGUAUCUCAUAUCAAACAACUUUACAUGAGCUGGACUUGAAUAAAAUGUUUAUUUUUAGCCAA
Messenger RNA from Tetranychus urticae (two-spotted spider mite), 1031 nucleotides. RefSeq names its product peroxisomal biogenesis factor 2 (gene Pex2). Gene Ontology annotation, cellular component: peroxisomal membrane. NCBI's taxonomy places the organism in Eukaryota, Metazoa, Arthropoda, Arachnida, Trombidiformes, Tetranychidae. Gene Ontology annotation, molecular function: zinc ion binding. The record is from RefSeq and is a predicted model, not a curated record. Gene Ontology annotation, biological process: protein import into peroxisome matrix.